Tripterygium wilfordii is the source of this 2553-nucleotide messenger RNA. Its product is annotated as DEAD-box ATP-dependent RNA helicase 57-like. The record is from RefSeq and is a predicted model, not a curated record. Gene Ontology annotation, molecular function: nucleic acid binding; RNA helicase activity; ATP binding. NCBI's taxonomy places the organism in Eukaryota, Viridiplantae, Streptophyta, Magnoliopsida, Celastrales, Celastraceae. Gene Ontology annotation, cellular component: 90S preribosome. The coding region runs from base 255 to 956 and encodes 233 amino acids. Gene Ontology annotation, biological process: maturation of SSU-rRNA. The transcript is spliced from 8 exons.
GAAAUAAUAAUACUAGUAAAAAACCCAAAAGAAGGGUUUAACAUUGAUGAAGGAGGAGAAGAGAAGUGGCAAUUGUGUGAGACUCUUGCUCCGUCCGGUCGCCGUCGAUUUGCGCCGUCGGUAGCGUCCUUCUCAAUUAUUUCAGUGAUUGACUUGGUAAUUUAGUGUUACCAUUGCUUCAUAGUUUAUUAGAAUUAUAACGCAGUACACGAAAACCAGGACUCCGGCAACUAGGGUUUUUGAAGAAUAUCUAGAUGGAGAAGACCGUCUCCUUUUUGUUCUCUGGUGCCAAUUUUGAUAAGAAUAAGUUCGCCAGCGAUUUUUCCAGGUUUAAGGAUAAGAAAGAAGCAGGUAAUUCAGUUGAUGAUUCCGAACCAGAGGAAAAGAUCGUGUCUGUCAAGAGAAGGAAACGGAAGGCAAUGGUUUCUGAAGAUAGGGUUGGGGGAUUUAAUGUCUUCAAGAGCGCAAAAAAAGCUUCUGUAGUGAGUGAAAGAACUGACCUGGAUAAUGAUGAGGUUUCCAAGAGGAAGAAGGAACUAAAUAGGCAAAUUGAGCAGGAUGCACUAUUCCGGAAGAAGCAUAACAUUCAUGUGUCUGGGAAUAGCGUGGUAUCCCCUCUUAAAAAAUUUGCAGAGCUAUUCUCAAGAUAUGGAUGUGAAUCGUAUUUGUUACAGAAUAUAGCGGACCUUGGAUUUCAAGAACUGACACCAAUUCAAAGGCAGGUUAUUCCAGUCCUCCUCUCUGUUAGGGAAUGCUUUGCCUGUGCUCCAACUGGCUCUGGAAAGACCUUGGCCUUUGUGUGUCCCAUGCUUAUGAAACUCAAGGUACUGUUUGCUUCUUUUAACCACUACUGCUAUCCAAGUUCACGAGCUUCUCUGAUGAAAAUUUUUGCCACUCAGCACCCCUCGGCUGAUGGCAACAUAGUGGGCUCAUAUAUAUCCAAUAAAAUUUUCUGAUUCCCUCUCACAUUGGAAAUAAGGGAUGUGGAAUCAGGUUACUCGGAUUGAUAUUCAUUAUAUAUCUUUUCAAAACCCCUUUCAUUGAAUGUUUCUGUGCACUAUAGAGCGUAGCCUUUUGAUGUAGAAUAAACUCGAAAGUUUUUAGGCUGUAUUCUGUGAUUAAUUAUAUGAAAGUAAGCUUCACAUAACCAAUAUUCUAAAUUAAAAUGUUUAUUUACUGACACUGGGUUUUGUCUUUCGUGCGGGGUUGAGUAUCUUGUUCUGGAUGAGUCAGACAAGCUAUUUGAGCUUGACAUGUUGAGACAGAAUGAUUCUGCAGUUAAAGCAUGCACUAACCCUUUGAUAGUACGCUCUUUGUUCAGUGCUACUUUGCCAGAUUUUGUUGAGGAGCUUGCUCGAACAAUUAUGCAUGAUGCUGUUCGAGUUAUUAUUCGACAAAAGUGAGUAUGAGAAUAACAUGUUGUUUCUGGAGCACAGAGCAAUCCGCAUGACAUGCAUCUUAUGUUUGACCAUUUGAAUGGGAACUCUGCUUCUGACACGAUCAAGCAGCAGUUACUUUUGCUGGCAGUGAAGAAGGGAAACUUAUUGCUCUUCGCCAAAGCUUGGCUGAGAGUUUGAAUCCACCAGUGCUAAUUUUUCUUCAAUACAAGGAGCGGAUGAAAGAACUGUAUGAGGAGCUAAAAUUUGACAACAUUAGAGUUGAUGUCAUCCAUUCUGAUUUGUCCCAAACACAGUGAGAAUAUUCUGUUGACAACUUUAGAGCUGGAAAAACAUGGGUUUUGAUUGCUACAGAUGUUAUUGCUCAUGGUAUGGAUUUCAAAGGUGUCAAUUGUGUGAUCAACUAUGAUUUUUCAUAUUCUGCCGUGGCUUACAUUCACAGAAUUGGUAUGUAACUAAACCUAGAUUUGGUUCUCGCCUGUCCUCUUAGAUGUGUUGUUAUUAAAUAAAGAUAAGAGAUUUUCUUAUUAGAAUUUUAUUAAAAGUUCUAGCUGUUCUAGGGUUCUCUCUUGUAUACCUCUUUACUGGGAAUGGACCCUUCCAAUGUCACUGCAUGCCAAUGAUAAUACUAAUUUUUCUAGUUAUAUUUGUUUAAGUCAUAUGUUCAUGAGUUCGUUUUUGGGUUCAAACUCAACUUGGUCAUCUGAAUAGGCCAGACUGGCAGAGCAGGAAGGAGUGGAGAAGCCAUCACAUUCUACACAGAAGAUGACAUUCCAUUACUGCGUAACAUAGCUAAUGGCCUUAGCUUCAGGCUUUGAGGUUCCAUCAUGGAUCCUGGCGUUGCGCAAAAAGAAGUGGAAGAAGCACUGGCCGCUAAGAGAUUCAAUUUCAAUCAAGCCAGAGGAAGAAUAGAAGUGUUGUAGAUUGUAAUCCUUACAUUUUGUAAGCGGAAAAUUCUAGAAUGGUGUCUGCAUCAGAAAUUCUUUUCCUGUAACAGGAAAGAAUAGUCAUGGUUUAUCUUCGUUGAAGAGUGAGAAUAAAUUGAAAAGUAAAGAAACAUCAUAGUAUUUGAUCCAUAAUCCAUUCAUUUUGGAAAUACUUUCCUUGUUUGGUAUUUAAUUCUACUAUUUUAUUUUGGUAUCACAUAAUUCUAAUU